Paramecium tetraurelia is the source of this 414-nucleotide messenger RNA. RefSeq lists its product as uncharacterized. The record is from RefSeq and is a predicted model, not a curated record. The transcript has a single exon. Lineage: Eukaryota; Ciliophora; Oligohymenophorea; Peniculida; Parameciidae.
AUGAAUUUGCAGGAAAUAAUUUAUGCAAAAGUUAAGAAAAUAAAGGAAGAGAAUCUGUUGAAAUAGAAAGAAGGAAGAUUUUAGGCUAAUUAAUGUGAGAGUAACUAGUUUAAAUAAAACAUAGUUAGUAAUUGGAAGUUUAAUAAUGUAAUCAAGCCAAAGCGAAAGUAUAAUUGUUUUAACCACUUCUUAAUAAUGGAAUUAUGGAAAACUACUUAUCAGAUGAGAAAGAUAUAAUAAUUGCAUCAAAAUUUCAGCUAGGAAUUCUUGAAAAAGAAAGACAAAAAAAUAAAAGUAUUCAAAAAUUGUUAAGGUAAUAUUUUACCAUUUUAUAAAAACGUUGGAGUGUCUUUACUGAAUAAAUUUAUUUACAAUUUGUUUUUACUAUUCCAAUAGACUUGGUUAAUAGAAUGA